UCAUUUCUGCUGAGCAGCUGGCCAGAUGUUGGACGCGGAGCUGCUGUCGCUGACCUCGGUGCUGAACACGACGUCAGAUGAACCUGCGCUCACCACAGGAGACACGAUACAGCCUCACUCCCUCUUUGAUUUAUUGAAGCUACUCCAAACACUCACAUCUGAACUUAGAGUUAUUUUGUAAUUUUUAUCAUUCAUACUCUCCUUUUUUUUUUUUUUGGUUUGAUGCGGACACAGAUCCACAACCCUCUAAGACGCUGGCUAUCAGUUUCACUCCUUUUCGUUUUCGUCGUGAUGGCACUUGGCGCGGCUACUGUACGCCAGGCAGGAGACGAGUUGGUGGUGGAUGAAGGCGCACAGCUCGUUUGAUUCCCCGUCUUUACGCGAAGCCGCUGCAGUCGGCCAUCCUGCGCCGUAACAUGACGACUAAGCAGUAAAAUAAUAUUGAGAAAUAGGCCUACACAUAGAAACUGGAUAUGGAGUCAGUGAAGACGAGAGCCACGGCGGGGGUGAAGGAAUUUGCGGGGAAGGCCCUGGGUCAAAUGCACAGGGUGAUAGAGAGGAGACAGAAAACCGGGGACGUGAUCGAGCUGACGGAGGAUGGGCGGCCCCGGGAGGUCGCGGAGAAGAAACCCCCGCUGUGCGACUGCAAGUGCUUCGGUCUGCCCCGCCGCUACAUCAUCGCCAUCCUGAGCGGCCUGGGCUUCUGCAUCUCCUUCGGUAUCCGGUGUAACCUGGGCGUGGCCAUAGUGGGCAUGGUCAACAACAGCACGAUCCACCAGAACGGCAAGAUCAUCGUCAAAGAGAAAGCCAAGUUCAACUGGGAUCCAGAGACGGUGGGACUGAUUCACGGAUCUUUUUUCUGGGGUUACAUCGUGACACAAAUCCCGGGAGGAUACAUAUCCUCCAGGCUGGCAGCAAACAGGGUAUUUGGUGCAGCCAUUGUCCUGACCUCGAUUCUCAACAUGUUCAUUCCCUCGGCUGCCCGAGUCCAUUAUGGGUGUGUCAUUUUUGUCAGGAUAUUACAAGGGCUGGUGGAGGGAGUGACCUACCCGGCCUGUCAUGGUAUCUGGAGUAAGUGGGCUCCUCCGCUGGAAAGGAGUCGUCUGGCCACCAUCUCAUUCUGUGGCUCUUAUGCUGGUGCUGUGAUAGCAAUGCCUCUGGCUGGGAUCCUGGUUCAGUACUCAGGCUGGUCCUCAGUGUUCUAUGUCUAUGGAUUCGUCGGCAUCUUCUGGUAUAUGUUCUGGGUCCUUGUGUCUUAUGAGAGCCCUGCUGAACAUCCUACCAUCACUGAUGAGGAACGCUGCUACAUUGAGGAGAGCAUCGGAGAGAGUGCCAAGCUAAUGGGUCCUUCAGAGAAAUUCAAGACCCCCUGGAAAAAGUUCUUCACAUCUAUGCCUGUCUAUGCAAUCAUCGUGGCCAACUUCUGCAGGAGCUGGACCUUUUACCUGCUGCUGAUUAGCCAGCCUGCGUACUUUGAGGAAGUGUUUGGCUUUGAGAUAAGCAAGGUCGGCAUGCUGUCUGCCCUGCCCCAUUUGGUGAUGACCAUCAUUGUGCCCAUCGGAGGCCAGCUGGCUGACUACCUACGCAGCAAGAACAUCAUGACAACUACCAAUGUCAGGAAAAUCAUGAACUGUGGAGGAUUUGGCAUGGAGGCCACAUUGCUGCUGGUGGUAGGAUAUUCCCACAGCAAAGGGGUGGCCAUAUCCUUCCUAGUGCUGGCAGUGGGCUUCAGUGGAUUUGCUAUAUCAGGCUUUAAUGUCAAUCACCUGGACAUCGCUCCACGCUAUGCCAGUAUCCUAAUGGGCAUCUCCAAUGGUGUGGGUACCCUCUCUGGGAUGGUGUGCCCACUGAUUGUUGGCACUAUGACAAAGAACAAGACUCGGGAAGAGUGGCAGUAUGUGUUCCUGAUUGCCUCCAUGGUGCAUUAUGGGGGUGUGAUCUUCUAUGGGAUCUUUGCGUCGGGAGAAAAGCAGCCGUGGGCCGACCCAGAACUGACCAGUGAGGAGAAGUGUGGCUUCAUAGAUGAGGACGAGCUGGCAGAAGAGACGGGCGACAUCACUCAAAGUUACGGCGCCUUUGGAGGUCCGGCUAAGUCGUAUGGUGCAACCACACAGGUGAAUGGAGGCUGGGCUGCAGGCUGGGAGAAGACGGAGGAGUACGUCCAGGAAGAAGCACAGGGAGGAGGCUACGGAUACAGGCAGGAUGAGGGAUACUCCUAGACCAAACACACAUUCACCGACACAUGAGUAGACUUGUUUUCCUGAGUGUGCAUCAGUUUAGUCAUAAAAAAUAUCAAAUAACAAAUGAGAAACAAGAAAAACUACAAUCCAUUGUUGUAUUGUUUGCACAAAUUCUAAAAGUAAAUCUAAAAAAAGUAUCAACUUAAUGUAAAAAUUACUAAAAUGUAUAAAACAUUUCAAGAUAUUCGAUUAAUAGAGGUGUAACACAUAUCAAAUUGGCAGUCUGUACAUGUAUUAUUAUGCAUAUUGAUAAUAGAUAUAUUUAUUUGGAGUGCAAUUGUGUGUAAAUGUGAACAUUUUCAUUCCAUCAGCCGAGGCUUCCUGACAACACUGAAGCCUGUAGGGUUACAUAGAAGCUGCCCAUCCGAACCGACCCCUUAUUUAUUAAAUUAACGUCCUACAAGCCAGCCAUUACAGUGUAUAAAUAUGUCACUGCACAGCAUUGUAAACUGAAACUAGACACUCUGUUGAUAUAGAUUGUACCGUAUCUCUCCUGAAUGCACUCAGAGUAGUGUGUCCUUUUAAUGCACAGUAUGAUGAUUUUUGUUUUCUCAUCACCGGCUUCUGUGUGUGUAAAAGUCCUUAACAUGUAAGUGACCUGGUGUAGAGAUUUAAAGACGUGGCAUAGACUUGUGAUGACUGUUUGGUUCCACUUGCAUAAAAGGUAAAAAUGUAUGUCAAAUCUUCGCUACAUGUGAUCCAUUUUGUAACUCGAUACCUCUGCAGCUGAGCGUUUGAUUUUAGCUUUUAGCAACUCGUCACAUCUCUGCAGUGUAGUGCAGGAGUAAAGCCAUUCUCAUUAUCAUACUACUAUACAAGCCACUAAAAGUCUAGUUGUACCAAUGCAUUGUUGGAAGAUUUGUCUUAAAUAAAGCAUAUAUGACAUAAAACAGAGAUAACUACAGAGUAAAGAUGUUUAAGAGUUUAUAGACAAAAUUUAGGCAUUGUUAGACCAAGAGAUUCAUUGUCGUACACGACCAUGUGAAGGGUUUGUGCAAUGCAAAGACUAGCCAAAAUCAGUAUAAGAGUCUUAUUAUAUUGUUGCAGCAAACCUAAUAAUGUUUAAUGAGUGAGAAAAAAAUUAAUAUUUAAAAUAGUGUGAAAUACAUGAUCAAAGGGAUAUGUGAGUCAUUUUUUAUGCUAAAGCCCUGAAAACGAAGUAUUUCUCUAUAACAUCAAAUAUUUAUGAGUUAAAAAACAACAAUCAAAAUUUUAAAAAGCCUCUUUACGUAUUUUUUGUUAACAUUUAAAAACUCUGCUUCAUCAGGACUGUGGUUUGGUCAGAUUUGAUUGACAGGUAUCAAACUACUGUCAGCUGAUUCUGAUUCAAAUGUUGCCUAACUCUGAUUGAUGCACAGAAAUACGUAAUAUCACCUUUUUCCAGCUGAGCCCCGCCCACUUCAAACCAGUGAAAAGAGCACAGAAAAAGAAGAAAUGCAGGAAUCUGUCAUGUCAAAUAACCAAACCUGUGCUGACUUUAGCAGAAAUUUGAGUGUUCAUUUGGGAUCCCAUUGUGGGAGAAGCUGAUUGAGAAAAUAUGUUUUCAGGGCCUUUAAAACUAAUGGGAGAGGAGUUUAAAAUGUCAAAUGACAUCACAGAAGUUGAAGUGAACAUUCCCAAACAAGUAUUUUAAUGUUUACAUAUAUCUAUACUUUGCAUUCUCCAAAACAGAUUUCUAUUUACAAUUACAGUGACAAAACAGCAGGAGGGGCAAUCACAUUUGUGUGCAAUUUGGACAAAUGACCAUUUGUCCAUUUCCUUUACAGAAUGGAAGUGAGAUGAGAUAUUUUAUGAAUUAAUGUAUAAUGUAAUGACAUGUCUUUACCUAUGGGAGUCUGGUAAUGAAAUGUGUUUUAAGCUCCCGAAUAGAAAGAACAAGCAAAGCACCUCCAGAAUUGGUUUUGUCCUCAUUCUGCACUUAUACUGACAAGGUCUGAAGGGGGCCAAUUUUGUUUGUCACUUGUCUCUGGAGACCUUAAGUCAGCAUUUCACAAUAUAGAUGUGUGUGGAUGUGUAUUUAUGCAUGGAACAAAGUGAAAUUUGUAGUAUGUCCUUUUUUUUUUUGGUUUCCUUUUCUUUCAAACUUAUUUGUCUUUGUCUCAGAAACUGUUACUGAUGCUUCAAUUUCUUUGCACAAUCAACCAAAGGUGAAGAGCAGAGCUGGGUUUUAGCUGGAAGUCGAACAUUUUUAAGGCAGUACAGACCAUCAGCAGCGAGGUUCCAGCGUAUGGACCCCCAGAGUGCAGGUGGCACCAAAACAUUACUCAGUGUACAAAGCAAUAAAUCCAUAGUAACAGUUCUGGUCAAAUGUCAUGAACAGUCAUUAUGUAACUGUUUUUUAUGCAUUUGCUUAAAAGUCUGUUUUUGUGAUAACAACUGUAGAAAAAAAAACAAUUGUAAAAAACAAAACAUGGAAAUAUAUGUAUUAAAAUAUAGUAAUAGUCCAACACAAACGUCUUUGACAACAAGGAAGUGCAAGGAGUUUGUGACAGGGCUGCUCACCAGAUGAGAAUGAUAAAACGAGCUCCGUCUGAGAAGCGGACGCUCUUUCUCUUCAUGUUUUUGUUUUUGUUUUGAUGUGGUCCACUUGGGACUGUGUGCUGUUGUCCCAGCCCCACCCUCUCUUUCCUCAGUGUUUAGUUUGAUUAAUGUUCUUCAUUCAUGGCUGGACCCUUGUUGCCCUACUUAACCACAUGUACCUCCUCCUUACCCUGUAAAACCCUGAUUUCAUUGUCACAAUAUUCAUCGACAUUAAGGAUGAAACCUAAGUGACCUAAGGUGAUUCUACAUUUUCAAAAAUGACAAAUGUGCAACCUGAAGUAGUAAAAAGUUUCCUGUUUUUGUGCCUCUGAAGUUACAGUGUGAUUGUAUGGCUUCUGUUGCUUUGUAAAUUGAGAGGUUUGUUGAUGUCUAAAUGAAAUACUCUAUAUCCUGUUUUGAUAAAAAAGCAAACAAA
This is a messenger RNA of Siniperca chuatsi (mandarin fish), 5196 nucleotides long. It is a transcript of the gene slc17a6b, whose product is annotated as solute carrier family 17 member 6b. The coding region runs from base 474 to 2219 and encodes 581 amino acids. Gene Ontology annotation, cellular component: excitatory synapse; synaptic vesicle membrane. NCBI's taxonomy places the organism in Eukaryota, Metazoa, Chordata, Actinopteri, Centrarchiformes, Sinipercidae. The transcript is spliced from 13 exons. The record is from RefSeq and is a predicted model, not a curated record. Gene Ontology annotation, molecular function: neurotransmitter transmembrane transporter activity; L-glutamate transmembrane transporter activity. Gene Ontology annotation, biological process: monoatomic anion transport; synaptic transmission, glutamatergic; transmembrane transport.